AUGCCAGAAGAAUUUGCUGAAUUUGCAACAACCAGAAUAAUUUUGGACUGCACUGAGCUUUUCAUUCAGUGUCCAUCUGCAAUGCUUGCACAGUCAGAAACGUGGUCUGAUUACAAGUACCACAACACUUGGAAGCUACUAGUGGGAGUGACACCAAAUGGCCAAGUGUCUUUCCUUUCAGACCUUUGGGGUGGACGAGUGUCUGAUAAACAAAUAACUCGCGAAGGUGGAGUGCUGGAUUUAAUUGAAAGUGGAGACAAUAUCAUGGUUGACCGUGGCUUUGACAUAAAGGAAAUUGUGCCCGAGGGUGUCACAGUCAAUAUGCCACCCUUUUUAGCGGGACGAGACCAACUACCUGCAGCAGAGACAGAGGAAACAAUGACCAUUGCCUCUGUACGGAUCCAUGUGGAAAGAGCAAUUGGUCGGAUAAAGACUUACCACAUUUUAGAUGGUAAUCUGCACGAUGACGAUAUUUGA
Molecule: messenger RNA, 477 nt
Organism: Porites evermanni
Lineage: Eukaryota; Metazoa; Cnidaria; Anthozoa; Scleractinia; Poritidae
Source: the annotation of a GenBank genome assembly